AGGCCAUGAAUUAAAAAAGAAGAAGAAGGAGUAUGUUCAUAACCUACGCGUUUUCACUGAAGUUAAAUUCACUUCGAACGAAGUGUAAUACACUACGUUAUCUACAGCGACUUAGCAAAACAUAGUAUCUCCUUACUAGUCUGUGUAGCAAACCUUCACGUAUACUGAUUUCUUUCAAGGAAAUUAAAUAAUCUAAGCUUUUAAAGUACCAUAAUGGCAAAAAGAUCGGCGUCUAUGGCUUUCGAUUCUGAUGCCAAGACAGAUCAAACGAAACCUAAAAAAGAGGGAAAGAAACAUUCUUUGGAUUCAGAUGAAGAAGAUAGUGGAGCUGAAGAAGAGAAACGAAACAUUCUUGAUGCUGAUGACAUUGAAGGUGAAGAGGAGGGUGUCGCAGGUGUCGAAGGUGAAAUUACAAUCACACCUUUCAACAUGAAAGAAGAACUUGAAGAAGGCCAUUUUGAUACUCAAGGACAUUAUCAUUGGAAAAAAGAAAAAGAAGUACGUGAUGGAUGGCUUGAUAAUAUAGACUGGGUAAAAAUAAAAGGCCGACCUGAAGAUAAAUACAAAGUCCAUAAAGAUGAUGACAACAAAGGUCUGGGUGAUGAUUCAAGCAGUGAAGAUGAUGAACCAGAAGAAAAAUUUGAUUUGAUAAAAAACUACCAAGAAAUAUUACAGUACAUGAAGCCGAAAGAGACUAUAGCUAAAACUUUGCAGCGACUAGGUACAAGUUCUAAAAUUUCCAGUGCAGAACGUUGGAAAAGAAAGAAAGCUGGGAUUGUGGACGAAAGCAGUAUAUUAGUGACAAGGAUAACAGAGCUUGCAAAUCAAAUUCUAACCAAACUAGGUAAUAUGGACAUCUAUCAAGAGACAUAUGAGAAGAUAAAUUUAAUAAUUGCUAAAAAUAAAAAUAAAAAUGAAGAUGCAAAUCUAGAUAUGUAUGCUGAUGAUUUUGAUCAAAGAGAGAAGCAGACUAUGGACAAAAAUAAUACUGAUAAUACUAAUAUGUCAGAAGACAAAGAUGAUAAUGAAGAAUCUCAAGUUGUUAAAUGGGAAUUCAAGUGGAGUCAAAAUGAUGAUGCUGAAGUCAUUGGCCCUCAUUCCACUGAGCAAAUGCAAAAAUGGGUACAAGAAGGAUAUUUUAAAAGUGGUGUUUGGGUCAGAAAGCAUGGUGAGGACAGUCAGUUUUAUAAUUCCAACAGAAUUGAUUUUGAACUGUACAUGUAGUAUGUUGCAUACAUCAAUACAAAUCAAAUUCACAAUGUUGUUUUAUUAAACAACUGUA
This is a messenger RNA of Diatraea saccharalis (sugarcane borer), 1282 nucleotides long. The record is from the annotation of a GenBank genome assembly. Lineage: Eukaryota; Metazoa; Arthropoda; Insecta; Lepidoptera; Crambidae.